Molecule: messenger RNA, 5387 nt
Organism: Procambarus clarkii (red swamp crayfish)
Lineage: Eukaryota; Metazoa; Arthropoda; Malacostraca; Decapoda; Cambaridae
Product: RNA polymerase II elongation factor ELL
Biological process (GO): snRNA transcription by RNA polymerase II; positive regulation of transcription elongation by RNA polymerase II; transcription elongation by RNA polymerase II
Cellular component (GO): transcription elongation factor complex
Molecular function (GO): cis-regulatory region sequence-specific DNA binding
Source: RefSeq, a predicted model, not a curated record
GGCAGUGUAGACAUGGCGGGGCUAGGGUGUGGGAGUUUUGGGCUCAGUAAUAAUGUGACGCAAAAUAAAUCUUAUAUUCAUGUGAAGUUGACGGAUUCUGCGUUUAGAGCGAUAGAGGAUUACAUAAGGAUAAAGAAAUGGCGUGGAUCAGACAGAGCAGCCCCUCAUCUCACUCAGGCGUAUCCUCAACUUAAAAACACUACCGCGAGUCCAAAGAUUUCCUUCCGAGGAAACGAAGGGGAAAUCGAGAUCCCUGGGCGCAACAAUGGAGGAUCCAAGUUCGCCUUCUCUCUGCAGAGCGUCCAAGAUCCCGAUGGGCCACAGGGCAGCUUCGAGUUCAUCAAGCAGUUUGGCACCAGAGAAUUGGAGUCUCUUGGACCCAUGGUAGGCAAAGUUAUGGUCCAAGCCAAGGAUGAUUCAUACGAAAAGACUCGACUGAGCAUGGAGAAUGCUAAGAUUAAGAAUCAAAUGAACUGUGUUAAGGAAGUAAAGGCAAAUGCCAGCAACCCCUUUGUUCGAACGCGAUCAUUUCCGGCUAAGAAGUCAUCAACUUUGGUAGUUCCACCACCAAAGAAAGAAGUCGUAGCUGAAUUGCCCUCUAACAACAGAUACACUCAGAACACAUCUAGUUCACCACACAGAACGCAUUCUGGUGGAACAGCAGGGAACAACCCACCUGCUGGUAAACCACCACCACCACCUCCACCCAGUAAUGUUACUGCCAAGAAGAAUAACCCUGAGCUAUUUAGAAGACCUCUUAGAGAGAGAAUCAUACAACUUCUGGCUGUGAAGAAUUACAGGAAGCCUGAGAUAUUAAAUAGAUUAUAUAAUGAUGGGGUAAAGGAGAAAGACAAGCGUCUUGUGACAAGUGUUCUAAACAGCGUGUCUCAAGUUAAAGAGAAUAUCCAUCAUCUUUCACGUCAUGCCUGGACUGAAGUGAAAGAAGAUUGGCCCUUCUAUACUGAAGAGGAAAAGGAAAUUGUUAAAAGACUAAAGCCACAGACUUUAACUCCACCUAGCGGUGAUAGUGGUCAGUCCCCAACUUCUACACUCCCUUUGUCCCCAUCUUCAAGCUCACAUGGUGUCAAACGCCCUCAUGAGGAACCACUGGAUCCUACAGUCAAAAGGCCUCGAGGUUCACGAUGGACUGGUACAAAAUCCAGAAGAGAGAGUUCUCGAAAUGAAACCAGAUCUAACACUAAUGAAGAACCCAUUAUUCAUUCUGAUAACAAGCCAAAUGUACUAAAUUCUUGCUCAAACAGCAAACAGGUGAGCAAUGGAAGACAUCACCACCAAGAUGAUCGACCUCAGAUAAAUGGCACCACUAGUCCAAGUAGGAAGCCAUCUUCCACAUCACCCAUCAGUCAAGGUUCACCACGUCAUCGCCUCAAUGGCAUACACUCUCAUCACACCUCAGGAAACCAUUCACCCAUUAAUGGUGUGACCAAUGGCCUAACUAAUGGCCAUGGUAAUCCAUACCACAGGACGAAUGGGCAUACCAGAUUGGAACCUUCAACACCGAAUUCGUCUCCAGAUAGUCAUCACGGGGGGGAGGACACGGAAUCAGAUUACCAAAAGAAUUACACAACCAUUGUGUCAGUAGAACAACGAAGUCAAUAUAAAGCAGACUUCAAUAAACAGUAUCAGGAGUACCUACUGUUGCACGGUUUCAUUCAAGAACGUACCCAACCAUUUACUAACCUUGAGGAGCGGCUCAGGAAUGAAACCCUUGGUUCUGAUGAAUAUAAUACAAUACGUGCCCAAAUCCUUUCCAAGUAUGAAGCCACCCAGCAAGACCAUGAAUUCCAACAGAAGAAGAAGCGGUACACUUACCUACACGAAAAGUUGGCACAUAUCAAGAAGUUGGUGCGAGAGUAUGAUGCUACGCACUCCUAGCACCGGUUACCCACCCUCGCACCACCUCGCCGGCACCCAGCUCGCCUGCCCCGCAAAGUCCCAAAAAGGGGGAAGAAUCUGUAGUGGUUACCAAACUGUGCCUCAGCUUUUUAAUACGGUAUCCCUUACAGAAGAAAAAUACAGAAAAUAUUUAACCACAACAAGUGAGAGGAUUUGAGUGACUUCAAAUUAUAGAAGAGGAAAAUAUUAUACGUGUUGCUGGAAAUAUUUCCUGUUUAAAGGAUGAAUUUUUCAGUUAGUCAAAAAAUAUGAUAUAUGUGACUUAUCUUAAUUCAAUCCACUGAAAAUUAAACUCCUCUUAGCCAAUACAGUAUUUGAAGAAAUGUAUUUCCCCCACUGCAAUUAAGAAAAUGGGUUGGGUGCAGCAAGCAUAUAUUUGUGGGUGGUUUAUACGCGGUGUAUGUGUGUGCGAGAGCAGUGGUGUGCCAAGAGACGAGGAUGACACCUGCCUUUACCUUGGUGUGUUCUCAAGUGCUUUCUCCUCCUCCUCCCCCCAUCCCAUACUUCCAGCUGUGUUCUCCCUAAUGUGCUUUGCCCAAGGUGAGUUUCACACAUGACAAAAAAAUGGUGGUAUUGUGGGUGUAUGGUGUGGUAAUUGUCCUUACCACAUAUAGACAAUAAACUCUUAAGGAGGGGUGACAGACCCAACUAGUACCAUUUGUUGUGGUAAUAGUUAUCGAGGAGAAUGAACAGGAAAAGAUUCUUAAAAUCAUACACUUAUGCCAGACCUGCCAAUUGUUGUAUAAAGUGAACAGUGGAUAAUAUUGAAUAUAUUGUAUAAAGUGUAAAGGUAUUCUAUUUUAUUAGAGUACUCCAGCAUCUAUGGACAAGGGUUUUAAGCCCUUUCUUCCAUAGACUUAGUAUGAAUGUAUAUUUUAUAUCAUUCCAUGAGGAGAUCAAUGCCCCAAAUGUGUGGAUAGUGCUUCAAUAUGAUUGGUUUUGGAAUAUGCCAAGUUAGAAGUGUCAUUAUAUGUCAUACAUGACAUAAGAGUUAUAUACUUGUGAUACCACGCAGCACUUAUUUUAGUGCCGACUUGGAUACCUCUUCGUGUUGUUAGAAAGUAGUGAGCGAUCUAUAUUGUUCUUGUCAGGGCAAGUGGUGGUUAUCUCAUUAAUGGCAGAGAGUCAAGGUGACUCUAGCCUUUCGCUCAAUGGGUCAGGCCUUGUGUCCUUGCUUGGUUAAGCCCACUAGACCAAUUCUUAAGCCCAUUUCACAACUCCUUUACCCGCUUGCCCCUCUAAUGGAGGAGAGUUGGGAAAAUAAGUCCCCAAAAUGUCUAUCCUCACUUCAAAGGCAAAGUUUGGAAGUAGCACUAUGAUAGGCACCAGACUACACAAUUUGACUGUGACUUGUGACUGGAUGAAACAAGCAACUUGUCAUUACAACCAAAAAGACAGUGAUUACUUUCAUUACUCAGUAGCUGGAUGGGGUAGUGUGAGUUGUGUGCCACCGCAAUUGUCAUAGGAGUAAUAGAAGCCUGUAGUAGAGUCUGAAGAAAUUAUUCGCUGUUAUAAUGUUUGAAGGAUUCCAGCCAGUUUAAUUUAAUGUAUUUUUUUUAUUUUUUGCACUUCACUAAUGUUUAGUUUCUUAUUGGGUUAAUAGUGGAGUGUCAUUGGUAUAUUAUGAAACACUUCUUCAGUUUAACUAAAGUCCUUUUGCUUUAACCUUUGACACCCAGCUUGAUAAAUACUGGAUUAAAGGAUCAGUCUGUGAAGGGCAUUGAGCCUGUGUGUCGUCGUGGUUCAUGUAUAGAGCUGGCUCUUCCGUCAUGUUGGGGUACUAACUAAUCUUUUUCACCUGGGUGGUGCCACCCUUUAAACACUGAGAUACCAUGUAAUACAAUGCCACUGCAAACACUGAGAUUCAGUGUAAUACAGUAUUUCCUACAAUUUGGUUAUUCAGCAGAAAAUUCAACUUUAAAAUGUUUUGGUUCGAUAAGUAGAUGGUUGGCAUUCGCAUACAGUAUUAUUGGGUUAAGAAAAAUGUUGAUCUGGAAUUGGAUACCUUUUCUUGAUAAAUAAUUGAUACGUUGUUAAUUAAAUUUUAACAUUUAAAGGUGUUGCAUUACAAGGCAAUUCCUCCUUUCUGAAGCUUUUUCCUUUUCUCCAUCCAAAACUUUUAUGUCCAACAGAUAAGUUAUAUAAACCUAGUGAAUGCACAGGUAAUACAUAUUGCCUGUGAUAAGCAACUGGUGCCUGUGAAGAUUUGUUAGCCACCUCUAUGAGUGUGUCUUAAGAAUGUCUGUGAUUUAUUUCCAUGGUUGUGUUGAUAGCAUAACUGUAAUACUGUGUUCCACAGAAACAUUGUAGAUCUGCAUCAUCAUAAUGUUAGAGUAUGUGGAUGCAGGUACGUGCGUUUGGCUCCAUAGUUUAUCAUAAAAACACGACACAUCACAGUACAGUACAUCAACUAGUGGCUUCAGCUCCAUAUUGCAGUUCCUACCUAUGUUGUUUGUCUUUGUGCCAGUCAUGCAAAGAUCCGCUGUGUGUAUAAUUAUCAUACUUACGCAUAGUUCAGUGAAUGGCUUAUAAACAUUCCAGAUUUCUUUUUCCUAAGCCCAAAUUGUUAUUUAUACUUAGUUUGUGGUUUAUUUAAAUUGUUGCAAAUAAUAAAAUAUUAAUAUUAAAUAGGUUGUGUAAAGUACCAUGUUUGCUAUGUUGUCAUAGCAUAAGCGUUAUUAAUAUGCAAAGGAACUAUGAGUUUUACUUUAAUUAACUCAAAUAAUUCAGAAUAUUUGUCGUAAGAGUAAAAAUGAGGGCCUAAGAAGGUAAACUGAUGGUACUAACAUUGUUUAGUUUGUACCUUUAUCGUGCACUUCUGAGGAAUAAUUACCACGUGUUAGCAUAGUUUAUGAAUGACUGGUAAUUGAAAAAAAUAUUUAUGGGUUGUGUAUUUGGGGGGGGGGGGGGGCGAGAGGUAGUGCAUUUCUGUUGUUCGUGGGGCAACAUCUAGCUCCUGGGCUACAUUGCCUAGCUGUUAGUAGUCUGAUGCAACUGCUCUUGAACUUCUAAUGCUUUUUAUUUUAUUUUACUGAUUUCUUUUAUUUAAUUCUUCCUUCCUUCCUUAUAAGAAAUGGUCAGUCACGUUUAAAACUUCCUCUCAUCUUUUGUAUGUGCAUCACCACCUUAAAAUGAAGAUUUGGUGCAAGCAGAUUGUUCACACAUUGAUAGACCACAGCUUUAUUGACUGAACCCACUCACUUAGUCUUUAUCUCUUACAGUGAUUAGAAAUAGUUUGUGAAACUUGCUUCUGUAAGGGAGGGUGGGGGGGGGAGGUGUGAGUGUCAUGCAGUUAGUAUGGAGUAGGGGAGUAGUACUACUACUGAAACCCUCUCCAGGUAUGGUUAAGCACAGUGUGACAGGUGAGCAGCCAGGUGUGUUGAUACCCGCGAGGGUCAAACACAAGGUGACAGGUGAGGUGUGUGUGUGUGUGUGUGUGUGUGUGUGUGUGUGUGGGGGGGGGGGGGGGG